AUGGGUUGUUGCAUUAGCAAAUGCAGACCCAAGAAACAUUACAUCGAAGAUCUUAGUCAUGUUCAAGACAAGGUUGUGAUCUCAUCAUCACAAGCUCCAAAAACUCCCGUUCCUGUCUCAAAUAAAAUCUCCCCUUUGCCUCUUUCACCUACCAUUUCUUCCUCUUCUUCGGUAUCUUCCUUCACCUGCACCACUAGCAGCAAUACAACUAGUUCAUGUUCAUCCCUUCCAAGCUCAUCUUCGGUCCUGAGCUCGAAGGAUAGGUCUUUCUCCAAUGAGUUCUUGUGGGCAUGUGUAAAGGAAAACCCUCAUAUAAUUCGUAUUAAUUCAAUCAAGGAAGCUUCUCUUGCUUUAGCCACUACUAAAUCUCCACUGGCUAAACCGACCGUGGCACCGGUGAAGCAGGCAAUCCAGGCAAUGGAGAAAGGGUCUACACCACGGAAAAGAGGACGGUCAAGUUCACCAUCAACAUUAACAAGACAAAAGAGCUUCCGAAAGGAGCCUGACAGACUAAAUUCUGCAUAUUAUUUGCCAAGUAGGAGUUUGAGGUCACCGUCUCCAAGCAGGAGAUUUAUCGGAGAUACUUAUAGUAAUCGAGGAAUUUUGGCAACUACAAUAUCGAAGGAAAUUUGCUCUUCAAAGCGAAUUGUUGCUUCCAAGGUAAACGCAUUGAACUCUGUUUCUUCCUCUCUAAGAAAGGAAAAUUUCAGGCCGUCAAGUCCAACGCUCAGCAGCCACAAUCCAAGUACUCCAUUGAAGUCUUGUUUGAGAAAUCGGGAGACUUUCAUUCAUCGUAUUAGCUCUAAACUCGAUGAAAGUGCGCUCCGAGCAGCCCUGGCCCAGCAAGAAAAUGACUCCAUUUUUAUGGAGGACAUUGACAAUCCUCUUAUUUCCUUGGAUUGCUUCAUUUUUCUGUAGAAAAUGAGUUUGCACGCAUAGUGAACAUUUGUCAUGUUCUUACGUUUUUUUUUUUUUGAAGUUUUUUUCUUUGCU
This is a messenger RNA of Durio zibethinus, 993 nucleotides long. RefSeq lists its product as uncharacterized. The record is from RefSeq and is a predicted model, not a curated record. NCBI's taxonomy places the organism in Eukaryota, Viridiplantae, Streptophyta, Magnoliopsida, Malvales, Malvaceae.